Molecule: messenger RNA, 1087 nt
Organism: Sipha flava (yellow sugarcane aphid)
Lineage: Eukaryota; Metazoa; Arthropoda; Insecta; Hemiptera; Aphididae
Exons: 4
Coding region: 12-416 (134 amino acids)
Source: RefSeq, a predicted model, not a curated record
UUAGACUAAAAAUGGUAAAAUGCUCGUAUAUUUACAAUGUACAUUUAUACAGAAGCUUUGCUCAGAACCUUUUUACUAAAGAAAUCAGGUAUCCCUAUUUAAACUUCAAUACACCCAUUAUCCAUUAUCCAGUCCGAGGACCGAAAGAACGAGCUACAGCCAUCAUUAUCUUACAAUUUCAGAUAAAAAAAACUUAUGAUAUUUCAAAACCAGUAGCUUUAUUUCUCUACUCAAAAUCUGAAACUUCAUGGCUGUAUUAUAAAAAUGUACAACUACAAUGGAGUAACGACAAAUGUUAUCUAAUUUCCAGAUGGUUAGUGCAUAUGGUCGACUUCUCAAACAUAAAUUUAAUCAAUUCGCCGAUGUAUAAACUAUGGAAGUAUAUUGAAAUCAGCAGAACUCUCACAGUUUUCUAGUCUCGUCGGCGGUGUAAUGAAUAAACUAUAGAAUAUAAAGCGAAACCGAUUUGACCCGGAAAAGCAAUUUGGCCAAAAGCAGUAAAGAAAAAUAGCUUUUAUUUCCAUUCAGCUCGUCUCCACGUUACCACCGUAUCACUGGACUGCACACUACAGUUGAAAUAUGAUCGUCGUGGCGGUCACGGGUCGGCGGUCGCUGUGGCAAACGUGUCGUACGAGAAUCGAAGGGCGUUCGGCGUCAGUGGCUAAAAUUUGUUUCCACUAUGUUCAGGAUUGAAUGUGUAAUUCUUCGAUUUGUAAACGUGUGUCGACUUUUAGCACUGGCGGGAUGCACAUUCUUAACUACGACCUAAUAUCGUUCCAGGUUAUUUAAGGGUGGAAUAAAAAAAAUAAUACAAUACAACAACACCUAAAUUUUGUCUUACUGCCAUGUAAUGUAAUGUAUUUACUGCAAAACGAGAUGUUCUUAAGCGGUUAUUAUUACUAUUAUUAUUAUAUUAUAACCAGUGCUGUAGUGGGGGGGUACACGGGGAUAGACUACGGUACAUGGCGUGUACCCACUUCCAAUUUAUCAACACAUACGUGUACCUGCUUGCUUAUAAUUAUUAAUCAAAUCCUCUAAAAAAAAAUUUAAAUUAAAAAUACUAAAAAGAAUUCCAAAAAUAACUCAA